Messenger RNA from Coffea eugenioides, 1134 nucleotides. Its product is annotated as zinc finger BED domain-containing protein RICESLEEPER 1-like. Lineage: Eukaryota; Viridiplantae; Streptophyta; Magnoliopsida; Gentianales; Rubiaceae. Gene Ontology annotation, molecular function: DNA binding. The transcript has 3 exons. Bases 1 to 1134 code for a protein of 377 amino acids. The record is from RefSeq and is a predicted model, not a curated record.
AUGCAAAGUGACACUGGCCCUUCUACUGGUGGUUCAAGAUUAGCUGUUGUACCUCAGGGACUAGGUGGAUGUAGUCCACCUGAGAUUUCUUCUAUUCCUCAGCUAUCAAAUGUUGGUUCAUCCUCUCCAAUAUUGGUCGAUAGUCCUGUUUUUGUUAGCAACAACACAACUCCAAAUCUAGAAAUACAUGUGACUGAUCAAGGAACUGAAAAAACUCCAGUUGAGAAUGAAGGAACACAAGUGAAUGCUAUGGAGAAAAAUGUAACAGAAGGAGAGCAAGAUAAAGGUGAUGAUGAAUUUCAUAUUCCAAAAAGAAGUAAAACAUCACAAGUUUGGGAUGACUUUGAAGAAAUUGAAGAAAAUGGCACUUUCUAUGCCACGUGCGUCCAUUGUAGGAAAAAACUUUCAAGGGGCAAAUCUAAGCAAACUUCAAGCAUGUUAAGGCAUAGGAUUUCGUGUUCAGCUAGAAAAGUGCAUCUUAGAAUGGUAGCACAGCAAACAAAACUAAAUUUCCAGCCAGCUGAUGAGAUAUUUUCGACUUUACCGGCAUUACAUACUGGUAAGUUUGAUAUGGAGGCAAUGAGAGAGGCUGCUGCACAUUGGGUGUUAAUGCAUGAGCAUCCAUUCACUAUCUUGGAGGAAGAAGGUUUUAACAUCAUGAUGAGACGGGGAAUGCCAGAGUGCCAAAAGAUCUCUCGGGGAAUAGCAAAAAAUGAUUGCGUGACAGUCUAUGAAGUUGAAAAGAACAAGUUGAAGCAUGUGCAACAACUUCAGAAGAGAAUUCUCAAUUUUGUUCACAUACCACCACCUCGACGUGGGGUGGAGAUUGCUGCUGCAAUUUUUAAGUGCGUGAAGGAAUGGGAAAUUGAUCACAAGAUACAUACUAUAUCAGUCGAUAAUGCCUCCAAUAACGAUGUUGCUAUCCGACUUUUGAAGGAUGACUUCUCUAGAUCAAAAAAGCUGCUAUGUGGAGGCAAACUUUUUCAUGUUCGAUGUUGUCCACACAUCUUGAACCUUGUGGUUCAAGAUGGCCUUUCCAAGAUAGUGGACAUCACCAACAAUAUUAGGGAAAGUGUGGAAUUUGUCAAUCGCUCCGAGGGAAGAGCUUUGCUGUUUGCUGAAAUUGCCCAAUAG